CUCUGCGGAUCCAGUAUGGACCUCUAAGCAGAAGAAAAGAUGCUGCAAGGAACAUAAGGUGAGAAGAAAUCCGAGUUGUUGGCUUGUUGCUGUCCGAAAGUAGGUAGUGAAGAAAAUGGGCUCAAAGAAACCUUUCCUGGCGGCCCUGCUGGUGCAUGCUCUUUCUUCUGGCAUGACCUUACUCUCCAAGGCAGCAUUCAAUAUGGGUAUGAGCACAUCUGUGUUUGUCUUCUACAGACAAGUGGCUGGAACUAUUUUCUUAGCCCCUUUCGCCAUGAUUUUUGAAGGGAAAAGCGCUAAGCCACUUUCAUUACUGACCUUCUGCAAGAUUUUUAUGCUUGCUUUACUGGGGAUUACCUUAACCUUGAACCUUUACGGGGUAGCUCUCAUUUACACAUCUGCAAGUCUUGGUGCUGCCACGAUUAAUUGCAUUCCCGUCAUAACAUUUGCCUUUGCAGUUUUACUCAGGAUGGAAAAGGUGACAGUGAAAACUGUCCCCGGCAUUGCAAAAGUUGCAGGUAUACUGGUGAGCAUGGCAGGCGUUGUUACUCUAGCCUUUUACAAAGGUCCUGUCUUGCAACCUCUAUGCCAUUUACAUUUCCAACCUCAUAGCGGCCAAGAUCACCAUGCUGAUGGCCAUGCUUCCUCUGGCAAAAAAUGGAUUCUAGGAUGUUUCCUCUUGUUAGUUUCCUGCAUAUGUUGGGCCCUGUGGCUUGUAAUUCAGGCUCAAAUUUUGAAAAGCUACCCUUCCAAGAUUACUUUCACAAGUAUUCAGUGCCUGUCAAGUGCAGUUCAGUCAUUUCUUGUUGCUAUUGCUUUGGAAAGAGAUCCUCACCAGUGGAAGCUGGGAUGGAAUCUUGGACUACUCGCAGUAGUUUAUUGUGGGAUUUUCGUGACUGGUGUUGCAUACUACUUGCAAGCAUGGGUUAUUGCAAUGAAAGGACCAGUUUUCCAUGCUGUGAUGACACCAUCGAAUCUGGUCAUGACAAUUCUUGGCUCAGUGUUUCUCUUAGGCGAGACCAUUAAUCUAGGAAGUGUUUUGGGGGCAAUCUUGUUAGUGAUAAGCCUUUACAGUGUUUUGUGGGGAAAGAGCACAGAACAGAAUAUGGAUAAUAAUCUGGGUUGCUUGCCUGUUCAAGCUCAAACAGACUGUAGUACACAAGUGAAGGAAACACCAGUACUUAGCAGCAACCCUCGGCCAUCAUUAUCUAUGUAACAUCCAUGUUCUUUGAUGUGUUUUCCAUAUCUAUAUAUUAUUUUAUCCCCUGCCUUUUCGUAAUUGUGUUAUGGUUUUGG
Molecule: messenger RNA, 1296 nt
Organism: Theobroma umbraticum
Lineage: Eukaryota; Viridiplantae; Streptophyta; Magnoliopsida; Malvales; Malvaceae
Product: WAT1-related protein At5g64700-like
Cellular component (GO): membrane
Molecular function (GO): transmembrane transporter activity
Source: RefSeq, a predicted model, not a curated record